UCAUUAUAACUUUUCUAUAGCAGGCAUGAAAUUGUGGUUUCUCUUAACUGUUUGCGCGCUGGCUGGUUCAGUCAGCUCAAUGUCCAUUGGGGACAGAGCAGGACGCAUUAAUGGAGAAAAUGGAUGGUAUGUGCCCCAGGUGGAUGGCAGUCUCAUGUGGCUAAGCAUGUCUGAAGCGAAUGAGCAACUAUCUGCAUAUGAAACUCUCAAUGACCUUGAGAUCAAUGAACGAAUUUCCCUGAAUGCAGUUGACUUUUAUUUGUACACGCAACGUAAUCCCCACGAAGGACAGGCUAUAAAACCCAGCAAGGAGUCUAUUGAUGCCUCCAACUUUAACGCCUAUUAUCCUACCAGAAUUACCAUACAUGGCUGGAACUCAAAUUAUAAGGAUGGUGUGAACAGUGGAGUUCGUGCAGCCUGGUUCCUCACUGGAAAUUAUAACAUGAUUGCCGUGGAUUGGUCGAGAGGUCGUUCUCUGGAAUAUGCCUCGUCGGUAGCAGCGGUUUCUGCCACGGGAGCCAAAAUUGCUAAGCUUGUAGACUUUCUGGUAAAGGAAUAUGGCAUGUCCCUGGACACACUCGAGAUUGUGGGCUUCAGUCUUGGCGCCCAUGUUGCAGGACACACAGCAAAGCAAGUGGCCACUGGAAAGGUACAAAAAGUGGUGGGUCUUGACCCAGCGAUGCCCAUGUUGAGCUAUGAUAAGCCGGCAAAACGAUUGUCCAGCAAUGACGCCUUCUACGUGGAAACAAUUCAGACGAACGGCGGCACCUUGGGAUACACAAAGCCAAUUGGCAGAGCUGCCUUCUAUCCAAAUGGCGGUAAGUCCCAGCCUGGUUGUGGCAUCGAUUUAACCGGAGGUUGCUCUCACACACGUGCCGUGUCCUACUACGUUGAAUCGCUGAUGAUGAACAACUUUCCCAGCAUGAGGUGUCCUUCCUACGAGUAUGCCAUCAACAAGGACUGCGGCAGCACCUACAGCUCGGUUCGCAUGGGUUCGCUACAGAAUGAGUUGAUGGCCGUUGGAGAGUUCUAUGUGCCUGUGAAUAAGGAAUCACCCUACGGAUUGGGAGACACAAAUGAAAAUGGAAAUGACUCCACAACAAAUGCGCCUGGCGAAACAUCGACCUCGGGUUCUGAACCCUGCACGACUACGCCUGAAGAUGUUGAAACAACUGUAACUCCUACAGCAACAACCCCAGCGAAGGAAACAACAACAACGAGGCCAUCUGACGAUGACAAAGGAAAAGACCAUUCUACAAACAUUUAUAUCCUGAAUUUAAUAUUCGUAAAUUCCCAUGUCAACAAGCACGAGACAAAUUAAUCUGCAAUAGCAAAGAAGCAAAGGCUUCUUCAAUAAAGUCAAAAUGAAAUCGAA
Molecule: messenger RNA, 1375 nt
Organism: Drosophila innubila
Lineage: Eukaryota; Metazoa; Arthropoda; Insecta; Diptera; Drosophilidae
Product: phospholipase A1-like
Exons: 3
Coding region: 26-1321 (431 amino acids)
Biological process (GO): lipid metabolic process
Molecular function (GO): lipase activity
Source: RefSeq, a predicted model, not a curated record